CCGACUUUAUCCGAACAAUUUUUCUAUCAAGCGGAAUUUUGGGAUUUCAGCGAUCGCCAGACGACUAUCACCGUUGAGGGGGCAUGGCGUGAAGUGGAGAGGCCGAGUAGGAUGGGCGAACAGGGCAUGGAGAGCCUGCCUCCACUUCCUAGGUGCUUGAUCUUGGAUUACUACGAUUCUUAUACCAAUAACCUCUUGACCUUGUUCACUCAGUUGUACAGCGAUGAGGAGGUCUUGAGGAAGGUCGUGGUCGUCAAAUAUGACCACUAUGACUGGGAAACUUUUCAACGCUUAAUACUACCGAAUAUAGACUGCAUCAUCCUAUCACCUGGACCUGGGCGUCCCGACAAGCCUUCGGAUAUCGGGUUCGCACUUGAUCUGAUCCGCCAACAUCCUCUUCCCAUCCUCGGCAUCUGCUUAGGUCACCAAGCGAUAGGCGUCGCUUUCGGUGCGAAGAUCAUCAAUGUACCACUGAUCCGGCACGGACAUGUAGUCGAAGUCUUUCCAACAGAUCCGUCGUCCGAUCUGUUUGCACCGAUGCCAGGGCACGAUGUUCAAGCCUCGUUCGCCGCGGUCGUGUACAACAGCUUGGUCGUCGAUGCAGACUCUUUGCCAGCGAAUCUCACUGUCACCGCUUGGACAGACCCGGGCUCCAACCUAAGCACUGUCAUGGGAUUGAAGCACCGUGAUCUGCCCAUUUGGGGUGUUCAGUACCAUCCCGAGUCUAUAUCGUCAACAUGCGGAUCGUCUUUACUUUUCCGAUACAUCGAGGCAGUCCACCGAAUAUACAAUCACCCAGCCUCUUAUCCCAGGUUGGAGACCGAAAUCCUUGACUCAUGCGCGUACCGCAUUGCGACCCGUCAGGCAAAGUCCGCUGUAUCGACACAAAACUCCGAGAUCCCUAGGAAACUGCCCAGCCUUCCAGUUGAACCUCGUGCAUCCUCUACGCAUGCUAGUACCAGCCGUGCAGCCUCUCACCAGACCUCUUCCGCUCGCCGUGCCUUCAGCUUAGUUGAAAGGUCAUUUGAGGAGUCGGGCCGGCAUCGAUCAACGGCGGAUAUCUUCGAUUCUGUGAUUCGUUGUCGGGCCUCGUUAAAAAGCGGCGCUAUGGGCGAAAUAUGGCUUGACGGAGAAUCUCCCACCCGAGCGACGACGACCUCUCUGGCAUGUCCAAAUUUCCUCCUCACCUAUGCACUCGCAUCUCAGACAGUCACUUUACGGACACCAGGCAAGGUCCUGCGGAGCGGACUCGGAACCGCCACAACCUUCUGGGACUGGUUUGACCAAGCUCAACAGUCUCUCGCCACCCCCAGGUCUGAGAUCGGCGGUUGGAAGGGUGGAUGGGUUGGUUGGUUCUCUUACGAAAUGAAGCAGGAAAGCUUGCAAGGGUACAAAGCGGACCAUCGGGGAGACAAUGGCAAGUCCAGCCUUGAUGGUUUGGACGCCUGCUGGAGUUGGUCCGAUUGGCUAUUGGAGCGAUCUUCCACCGGUCGAUGGACCUUGCGCGCAGUCAUUAGGGCCGCGGACGCAGAGUCACUACCCAUAGACGCCGGGGUGGGCAAGCUUCUGCAUCAAGCUGGAGUCUCCGUCGGUCUUCUCGAGAGUCAGUUCGACACUCUGUACUCGACAAUAUCUGCUGCUCUCAAUGACUCGAUGCACAAGCUGGAAAGCAGAGACUUCGAGCCAUUUCAUAUUCAGCCAGACACAGAUGGCCCGGCAUAUCGAUCCAGUAUUGAGGAUUGCAGAGAAAGUAUUCGACAAGGAGACAGCUAUGAACUCACGCUCACCACAUCAUUCAACGCAAAGUUGCCUCCUGGACUGGACCCGUUCCAUCUAUAUCUGCAAUUGCGAAAAUCCAAUCCGGCAUACUACUCGACUUACAUUUCUUUUCCGUCCGUUGUUACACCUAGCGGACGAGGGAUCUAUAUCUUGAGUUCCAGCCCAGAACGUUUCCUCAAAAUUCAAGUGGGCGAGUCUGGUCGAACUAUCGAAAUGAUGCCUAUCAAAGGCACCAGAAAGCGACUGAAGAAGGGAGUCUGUGCAUGCUCGCUUACAUCUGGUUGCCGAAGACAGUCGCCCGGAGCCAAAGUUUGUGAGACUGAGCGGGCACGUAUCGAUGAGCAGAUUGGUCAAGCGCUUCAAGACGAUCCGAAAGAGCGAGCUGAGAAUUUGAUGAUUGUCGACUUGAUCCGCUCAGACUUGCUAUCAUGCUGCAUUCCCUCUACAGUCACCGUCCCAAAAUUAAUCGCUCUUGAGUCGUAUGGGGUUCAUAAUCUCGUCACGACAGUGCGGGGCUGUUUGGGGGAUGCGGUGUCCAGUGUGGUGGCUGUCAAGCGAUGCUUUCCACCUGGCAGUAUGACAGGUGCACCAAAGCUGCGGUCCGUUCAGCUGCUGGAGCAGUAUGAAGGUAACCGUCAGCGAGGUAUCUAUUCUGGCGCUUUAGGAUACAUCUCUGCCGACGGCGCAGUUGAUUUGAGCGUCGUGAUUCGGACGAUGGUCAUCCAAGGCAAUGCACUGUCCCUUGGUGCCGGAGGAGCUAUCACCUGGAUGUCCAACGCAGACUCUGAAUGGGCAGAGGUCUUGACCAAAGUAGAGUCUGUAGUCGGUUCACUGUUCAGUCACUAGCAUGUAUUGACUAUUUGGUUCCGGUCCCGAGCCUCCCGUAAGCCGACGAUCCGACUAUCGAUCUCAUCACA
This is a messenger RNA of Kockovaella imperatae, 2696 nucleotides long. RefSeq names its product ADC synthase. Lineage: Eukaryota; Fungi; Basidiomycota; Tremellomycetes; Tremellales; Cuniculitremaceae. Bases 112 to 2625 code for a protein of 837 amino acids. The transcript has 11 exons. The record is from RefSeq and is a predicted model, not a curated record. Gene Ontology annotation, biological process: L-tryptophan biosynthetic process.